Messenger RNA from Trypanosoma conorhini, 1497 nucleotides. RefSeq lists its product as uncharacterized. The transcript has a single exon. Bases 1 to 1497 code for a protein of 498 amino acids. Lineage: Eukaryota; Euglenozoa; Kinetoplastea; Trypanosomatida; Trypanosomatidae. Gene Ontology annotation, cellular component: nucleolus. Gene Ontology annotation, molecular function: protein binding. Gene Ontology annotation, biological process: ribosomal large subunit assembly. The record is from RefSeq and is a predicted model, not a curated record.
AUGGGUUCGGGUGGUAGCACGGGAUACGGCAAAGGACGCAACGAGGCAAAGGCGAAGAGCGAAGUAUCGCGAUUAGAAGUGACGGACUACACGAAGAGGCCACUUCACGCCAACUUUGGCCGCGCCAUCAUGACGCCGCGCAUACUUUCCGCGCUGCCCCCGCCGCCGCCGCCGGCGGCGGACGAUGACGACCAGUACGCGUGGUUUCUGGAGGACCUCGACCGCCCGGGGGAGUGGGAGGCCUACCCGGCGGAGGUCUCUGAACGGCUGGACGCGGCGUGGAGUAGCGGGCAGCGUGAGUGUAUCAUUCUCACGAAGAUGAGGCGGGUGUGCACGGUAGACCUCGGCGCAAUGGUGCAGCUGGCGUCGGGCAGCAGCGGGCGUCCGCGCAAGGUGAAGCGGGUGGCGGUGGAGAAGUGCGGAGAUUCCACGGUGCGAGAAAAGCGCCACGUGGCCGCUGACCCCUUUCUUGAGGAGGCGCUGGAGGGCGCGGGCGGCGAGGUAGACGGCGAGCGCGGCGACGGUGCCGGUCCGGGCGGCGAGGCUGACGCAGGCGACGGCGAGGACGCCGGCGCCGACGCCGCAAGGCUGCCACGCCUGCUGCGCUCGGUGGUGACGCAUUCCAACACCCCCUUCACCAUCGUCUUCUCCCCCUCCGGUCGCGAGCUGCUCACCGGGACGCGGGAGGAGCUGCUGCGCUGGGACGUAGAAACGGCGGUGGUCCUGACGCAGUACGGCAUCCAAUCCAGCACCGUCUUGGCGGCCGCGUACUCCGCCGACGGCAACCGCAUGGCGUGCGCCGGGAACAAAAACGUUGCCUGGCUCUUUGACACAAACUCCCCCGAGGCGGCGUUGUCGUUUAAGGGGCACACCCAGAAAAUAUACGGCGUUGGCUUCCUCGCGGGGGAGCAGCGGCUCGUGACGGGCGCCAUGGACAAAACGGUGCGCUGCUGGGAUGUCCAAACGGCCACCUGCGUGCUGGAUAGCGAGUGUCACACCGCGCCCAUCUUUGCGCUAACGACGUCGAAGCUCUCCGACUGGCUCGCGCUCUCCGGCGGCGACGAUCACGUUGUCUGCGCGCACGACUUCCGGGUUGGCAACGACUCCGUCACGGCGAGGUUUCUAGGACACAGAAAAACCAUCUGGACUUGCGCGUUUCGCGGCGAUGAGCAGCAGUUUGCCUCGAGCGGCAUCGACAGAAUACUGAAUAUAUGGGACCUGCGACGGCCCAGCGAGCCCCUGCUGAAGAUUUGCCACCACAUGCAGCCGGUGCACUACGCGGAGUAUCUGCCGCAUAACAGAGGCAUCUUGACAUGCGCGCGGGACGGGACCGUGCGCCUCACGGACGCGGGCACCGGGGAACCUGUGUGGCGGGCAAAGGCGCACAUCGGAUACGUCUUUCGUGCGAGCUACCAUGCGGAGACGCGGAUGAUGGCCACCAGCGGUGGGGACGGGAAGGUCAACCUCUGGCGUUAUGAUAACGCCGAUAAAUGGUAA